Messenger RNA from Pogoniulus pusillus (Red-fronted tinkerbird), 3176 nucleotides. It is a transcript of the gene COMMD5, whose product is annotated as COMM domain containing 5. The record is from RefSeq and is a predicted model, not a curated record. NCBI's taxonomy places the organism in Eukaryota, Metazoa, Chordata, Aves, Piciformes, Lybiidae. The transcript is spliced from 7 exons. Gene Ontology annotation, cellular component: nucleus. The coding region runs from base 64 to 747 and encodes 227 amino acids.
GCGCCCCCUGCCGCGGCGGAGGGCGUGCCCGCCCCCGCUCUGGGGCGGCGCAUCGGCGCUGGGAUGGCGGCGGUGAUAGGCAAGAGUGCCGCGGUGGUCUACGGGCAUGGCGAGAACGGCAGUGGUCGCGGCGGCGGCAGCUUCUUGGGGCCGCGGGUGCCAGCCGAGGUGGAGGCUAUGGCCCGAGGCGUGCAGGAGUUGGGCAAGGAGACUUUCCGGCGGCUCCUCAAAGUCACUGUUAAUGCAUUGGAAGGAAAAGACUGCAAAGAAUCUGUCAAGCUGAUUGCAGAAAGCUCUAAUCUCUCCGAAGAGCAACUUGCUUUCCUCAUUUCUGGCAUGUAUACACUUCUCCGAGAAGCACUGAGGCUCCCCUUAUCAACUUUCAAACAAGAAGUUUUUAAGGAAGACCUAAAGGAGCUCAGGAUACCAGAAGAUUUUAUUGUGGACUUUUCCAGUGUAGUCUUUGGUAACAGGCGCCCUGAUUCCGAAGGCAUGGCUCUGAAACAAGGAAGCAGACUGCCAAGUGUCCAGGACUUCAAAUGGAGAGUGGAUGUAGCUAUAUCCACAAGUUCACUGGCCCGUGCACUUCAACCAUCCAUUCUAAUGAUGAUGAAGCUUUCAGAUGGGACAGCUCAUCGCUUUGAAGUGCCAGUUGCAAAGUUCCAAGAACUGAGAUACAACGUUGCCCUCAUACUGAAGGAAAUGAACGAUUUGGAGAAAAGAAGCAUACUGAAGAUCCAGGAUUAAAGACUUUCAAUUUCAGGGCUCAGAGGACAGAUCUGAAACCCUCGGUGUGUUUUGUGAAUGGCAAAGCAGGGGACCAUCACCACUCUGCCUGUCCAAACUGCAGCACAGAGUUUAUGAUGCCUGCUGUAAAUAUUUGUUCAAGUGUUGAAAGCACAACCUCUUUUCCUAAGACUUAAGAAAAACAAGACUAUUUGGAAAAAAUAUAAUGCAGUUUGUGAGUGUUUUUUGCAUGAUUCAUCAAAACAUUUUUUUUUUCAAUAAUGUAAGAGUCAUUUAUUUCUGAUUCUGAGUCAUCACUAAUUAUUUCUGAAAGCCUGCUACUGGAAGCCCUGUCAGUGUGUACCAUAAGAAAGCUCUGCAGAGUUUCAGAAAAUAAAACUCAAGAACCACUCCUGUGCUCCAGCAUGACAAAUGUGAACUUGAGUUUUGCAUGAGUACAGUUGCUGUCUGGCAUUUCAGUGGCUGAGGUCAAGCUACAGAAGGGCAGAUUUUGAAGAAAAUCUGAAGUCUGGAUUAAGAAAGAAAUAUUGACUAAACCUCUAGAACUGAUUCCAUGGAAUUACAGAAGGGGAAAGGUGCAAUCUGAGCUUUUAUCUGAAUAGCAGCAAUCUUACAGCUGCCUAUCUAGAAAUGCAUUUCCUGUAUGUUUCAUGUGAAUGGAAUUGUCUGAUGUUAGUGGGCCGACACCUCUGACACUGUGAUGACAGCAAACAGCAGGAGGCAGUAACUUUGCAGACCAUUACAGCUCUUGACUUACUAAUAGUGCAAGUCAGACUCGAGGGUGAAAAUCAAAGGUAGGAGGACACCCAAGCUUCUGGGUCAAAAAAAGAGUUAAGCAUAGGCUGAAGUUCCAUGAAUUGGUCAGGCACUUGGACUAGGUGAUUGCUGUAGGUUCCUUCCAACUGAAAGACUCUGUUCUAAGUUAGUCCUUUGCCCCAUGAAUAAACCUCAGAAGGACUCCCUUAACUUGAAUCAUGUUUUAAGUCUCAUUUAAAUGACAUAGGACUACAAGCAUGUCCCAAAGAGUUUUGCCAAGAAGGCAUGAGUUCCUCAGUCAUUGCCUGAAUGAGUCUUCCCCUAGCAGCGAAGAUAUGGAGGCUGCGAGGAACAGUCCAAAGAGAGCACAGGCUAUGGGCUAGAAGUGGAGGAUUUACCUGGCUGUCAAAGGCAGCUUAGAAAGCAGGUCCCACCCCCAUUGUUAAGCAUUGGCUCAUUCUAGUUGCUUUCAGGCUUUCUACCUCAGCAGUAUCACGCAUACUUCUCUCUCACUUAUUGAUUGUAGAAUUUGCCUUCAUCUUUCCCACGCCCCACAGAAACUACUGAAAUUAAAACUGUGGAUUCAGGAAGCCUUUUACACUCCCACGGAUGUUUGUGUCAGAAAGGAUGACUUGGCUCUUCAGUUUAAGAAUCACAACAGGCACAAAAAGACUUCAUUGUCAUACUUUUUAAGGGAAGACUUCUUUGACAGCUGUCCAUACCAGUUUAAAACCAGCUGAAUAACUGUAGCUUUUAUAACCUGUGCAAGGAUGUCCUGUAGUUUCAAACCCUUCAGCCAUGACUUCAGACUGUUCAAAAGGUGCAUAUUCCCUUUGCUUUGUAGGCUACUUAUCAAUAACUUUCAGGUUUGAUCCAUACUCCAUUCAGGUCACACCAAAGCAUAUAAAGAGGAAAUGGCUCGCUCCUAUAACUUCAAGUGGACCACAGAUUGCACUGAAGUGAUGUUUUCUGUAUGGUUUGCUCAGCUUCUUUCUGGAAUUAUCAUAAGCUGUGAAACAAAACAUACGUUCUUAUGUUCCUUGCCAUUACCUUUCCCUUCUGAAUGUUUAGGUUUCUGUGGUUUGAAACUGGAGAAGUAUCUAAGCUGAGAAGACAAGUGAAGUCUUCUCAGACAUGAGUGUAAAAAUUACCUAUUGCUAAAGGCAUUUGCAAAGUGUUUUUAUUCCUGGUCGGAGUAGAAGAAUCCAUAAGUAGCUUUACCUACUAGACAGGGUGUAUUCAUUCAGUUGUUCUGUAAUAGCAGUUGCCCAUGUUCCUCAGAAAUGGAAAGGCUUCCUGACUUCUCGUGCUCUCUGCAAGCUAUGAUGGACCUCGUAGUCUCAGUUUGUCUUGUCUUACAUGAAGCAGGAGUUUACUGUAACUGGAGGCCUGUCACACACUCUGAGAGGUACUUAAGCACAUGACAUUGUCAUUCCUCUGUACUUAAGAAUUCAUUUGUCCUUUCCUUCUGACCAAUUAGCUCCCCAGUAAAACAGCAGCUGUCACCCAAAUGGCUGGUGAGAGUGGACAGGUCCUCGAUUUUGAUAAAAUACAGGCCUUCAAGUUACCGCUGAGUUUCUCAGAAUUUCAUGCUGAACUAUGUGCUAAAUAUUUGUUCAACUCUGAAAUGUCUUCUCACUUCACAAUUAAAAGAUUCUGGAGUUUUAAUCCCA